This is a messenger RNA of Paramuricea clavata, 585 nucleotides long. NCBI's taxonomy places the organism in Eukaryota, Metazoa, Cnidaria, Anthozoa, Malacalcyonacea, Plexauridae. The record is from the annotation of a GenBank genome assembly.
AUGAGAACGUUAAAGAAAACAGCUAGAACUGCCAAAGUUGAAGGCAGGUCUUGGAAACAAAACUUGUUUACCUUCCUCAGAAACUACCGAGCUACGCCCCAUAGUGUAACCCACCAGGCUCCUGCAACCUUGCUAUUCAAUCGUGCCAUAAAUGUCAAGUUACCCCAGUCACAAACUGUAGCAUCAGCUGACCCAAACCAUCAACAAGCACUUGAUGCAUCAUGUAAGUCAAGACAAAAGAACAAGGUCCACUUUGACAAACGAAACAAAGCCAAAUCCUCUGAAUUCAAAGUCGGUGAUGCAGUCCUGCUGAGAAACUCAAAGAAAGGUAAAUUGCAGACCCCUUAUGAACAUCAGAAAUACCAAAUUGUUAAGAAGAAAGCUAGAUCGAUGAUUACAGCGUCAAAUGACAAUCGCCAAGUCACUCGGAACUCGUCACAUUUUAAAAAGUUUAAAGAAAAGAAAGGUGAAACAGAUAACCCAGCAGAUAAAGAAGAACAGCCGAGCAAGCAGAACACCAAUGAACGCCCGAAAAGGAAAACAAAACCGGCAGCCUACUUUGGCUAUAAACAGUCAGAUCAGUAA